GGACGUGUUCGCGCGUGUCUGCCGAACGACAAACGACGAAACGACGAAACGAGCGGUGUCCGAAACGACGAAAAGCGGUAUAGCCAAAAUUAAAUUCUUAACCGUGUUUCUUUUUUUUUUGGUUUGUUGUCAAGUGAUAAGCGAUAUUUUUUUAUUAUCAAUGUGACUUUGUGUGUUAUGCAAAAAAUGAAAAAAAUAGUAAUAGCGCAAACGAAAUGAACCUUGCGUAAUUUGUAAUUUGAGUUUUGUUGUUUUCAAACAAAAAGUUUUGCGCGCUUUUUUUUGUUUGUUGGUGCCGGUGAAAAAGGUCAAGUGAAGCAGCAAAUUAAAGCAGAAACAAAAUAACAGCAAAUAACAAGUGCAGCAAUUACAACAUCAACAACAACAACAACAACGACUUGGAAAGCAGCCAGCAGAAGAGUCAGAAGAAGAAGAAGAAGAAGAGGAACGCACCUGAAUACACCGAAGACAACGUCGACUACCUGUUGAGCGUAGCGCCGCAGUCGCAGUCGCUGCCGCAGUUGUUGUCGACGCAGCCGCUAAUCCCCUGCUGCGUCGCUGAAGGUUAAGCGGCUUUACAACCUGCAGUGAUUGGAAAUUGUUGCAACGCUGCAUGUUGUUUGUUGUUGUUCGUUGUGCCGGUUGCACGUGAAGCGUCAAAUUCAAAAUAACACACACACACACACAAAAUGUUAAUAGUCAGUGCGAAAAGAACAGACAGCAAAAUGUCCAACAGGAGCAGCAUCAGCAACGAUGCAUUUCGCUGGUGUCGACUCAUCUGCAUGCUGAGCGCCAUGUUGAACCUUCCUCUGGUGCCCAUCGAGUGCUUUAACCUGGAGCAGCGACAACCGAUCGUCAAAUACGGCCAUGAGAAUACAUUUUUCGGCUAUUCACUGGCCACGCACACUAUCGGCGAGAGCAAUUGGGCCAAUAACACAAAAUGGUUGCUUGUAGGCGCACCCUUGGAUCGAAAUUUACAGCCAAAAACGAAUCAAUCGGGAGCUUUAUACAAAUGUCCCAUAUCGACGGAAUUUUACGAUUGCGAACAGGUCAUAACCGAUGGUCGACGAUCAUUUAACGGAUCUUAUAAGGACACCUAUGAAUUAGAUGAUGAGCUAAUAGAACCAUCUGACGACGAGAUCAAGGAGGGACAAUGGAUGGGAGUGACAGUGCGUUCUCAAGGUCUAGGUGGAAAGGUGCUCGUCUGUGCGCAUCGAUAUGUGACAGUUGUGAAUGAGAAUCGCUAUGGACAAGGUCUCUGCUAUGUGCUGGACAACCAGCUGAACUUCGAAGACUCCUACGAGCCAUGCAAAGGACGCCCCGUUACUAGGCAACACGAGGACUACGGUUUCUGUCAGGCGGGCACAUCGGGAGCCCUGCUCGAUGACAAUUCCUUGGUCAUGGGCUCCCCGGGACCUUUCACGUGGCGCGGCGCCAUCUUUGUGACGGAAGUCGGUGGCGACUAUCUGACGCGAGACAAGUUCGUGUACUACAGUGAGCAUCAGGACGCCAGCUCUCCGGUGGACAAGUACAGCUAUCUAGGCAUGGCUGUGACAGGCGGCCGCUACUUCAGCGAGAAUAUGUCCUAUGCAUCGGGUGCACCUCGCUCUAAUGGCCAUGGUCAGGUGGUAAUCUUCGAUAAGACGACCACAAAUCCCAUUCCCGUGCACAUGAUCAUCGAUGGCGAGCAGUUUGGCUCGAGUUUUGGCUAUGAACUGAUCACAGCGGAUAUCAAUGGUGAUCACCAGCCCGAUCUCUUGGUUGCCGCUCCGUUCUACUUCUCGAAAACCGAAGGCGGCGCUGUCUACGUGUUCCAGAACGGCGGCAACAGUCUUCCACAGAAACCCACACUUAAGCUAACCGGUGCGCUUGAGAGUCGUUUUGGCUAUGCGCUCGCAAACAUCGGGGAUCUGAACAAGGAUGGCUGCGAGGAUGUUGCAAUCGGUUCACCAUACGAAGGCAAUGGCGUCGUCUCCAUUUAUUUGGGCUCACGCACAGGCCUCAACGAGAAGCCAUCCCAGCGCAUUCUGGCCUCGGAGCUGGGCCGCAAUUUGCCGCAACCGAUCAAGAAUUUUGGCAUCUCGUUGGCCGGCAACACGGAUCUCGAUGGUAACUCGUACAUGGAUUUGCUUGUCGGUGCACCGCCUACGGCUGUUGUCCUCCUCGCCCGUCCCAUCAUCAACAUACAGACAACGUAUCGGAGCGUGGAGAUGCGCAACAUUGAUCCGAAUCGUGCGGGCUGUCGCAACGAUGUCUCCACGAAUCUGACGUGCUUCACAUUCGAGGCAUGCUGCAGCAUUGAUCCUCACGAGCAGGUGAGCACAAGGAUCAAUCUGACGUACACCGUGGAGGCGGAAACCUUUGAGCAUCACAAGAAAUUCUCGCGUGUCUUCUUCGAUCGCGACAACAAGCGCAGCAAUGUGAUGAAUCGUUCCGUUCCCGUGCGCACCGAUGGCAGGCUGGAGUGUCAAAUGGUCACCGGUUACAUCAAGGCCAACACUCGGGACAUUCAGACACCCAUACGCUUUCGUCUCGACUAUAAGCUGGAGGAACAAGAGCUGGCGAGCUCGCCAUUGACCCGACUUAAUCCCAUACUGGAUCAGACGCAGGCGUACAUUGAGUUCGAGGCCACAUUCCAGAAGGACUGUGGCGACGAUGAUCUCUGCGAGAGCGAUCUGCGACUGCGUGCGGAUCCUAAUCUGCAGGCUGAGGAUGGCAAAUACGAUUUCAUACUGGGCAACAAGACGGAACUGGAAGUCACGGUGGACGUUAGCAAUUUUGCGGACUCGGCAUACGAGGCACAACUAUUCAUCGAGCACCAGGCGAGUGUCUCCUACAUUGCCACCAAGAAACCUACAAAUGCCACUUGCAACAGCUUUAAUACAACGCUUGUGGCAUGCAGCUUGGGCAAUCCGAUGUUGCGUGGCACAACCACAUCGGUGACCAUACGCUUUGAUCCAAAUAGCCUGAAGCGUGAGGAGAAGAACAUUGUGUUCCACAUCUUUGCCAACACCACCUCGAAGCUGGUGGGCAAAGAGCUGCCCGAGCGUCAGCUCGUACUCAAGGUGGUGCGACGUGCGGAGAUGACAUUGCGUGGUUGGGUAAAUCCCGAACAGAGCUUCUACAGUGGCGCCUCCAAGCUGCAGGAUUCACCCAUGGAACUGGAUCAUGUCGGUUCUCCGCUCGUCCACACGUACUCCAUCUUCAACGAGGGCCCUUCGGCGGCGCCCAAAGUGCAGCUGGACAUCUAUCUGCCAUUGACGCUCGAUCGUGGCGACGGGCUGGAGUUGCAAGGUGGCACGAAGGACAAAUAUCUGCAGUAUUUGGAGAAGGCGCCCAUCAUUGAGACCGGUCAGGGCGCCUGUACAGUGGCUCCCGAGUAUGUGAAUCCCCUGAAGUUGGCCUCGAAGACGUCGGACAAUUUGCGCAGUGCUUCGUAUCUAAGUGCACCCGCCUCGCUGAUGAAGUGGCCCCAGCAUCGCCAACAGCCGACGGCACAUCAGAUGCGUCUGAAUAAAUCGCAGACUCACACGCACGAGUCGGUGACGAGUCAACAGCACUGGAGCGAGCAAAAGAAGACUAACCAGGAGACGGCACGAGCCAAUCGCUUGCGUCGCGGCACAAUCGGAAGCGUGGUGAGACUUGAGCGCUUCAUGGACGGUCGUGAGGCAGGCAGCGUGAAGGGCAAGAAACAACAGAUUGUGGAGCUCAAUUGCGACAAACUGACGGCGCACUGCAUCAAGAUACAGUGUGAGUUCUAUGACAUGCCCGCUAAGACAGAGGCACAGGUCAUACUCAAUGUGCGACUGUGGAACUCGACGCUGGUUGCGGAAUAUCCGCGUGUCGAUCUCGUGCGCAUCAUGUCCACGGCGAAUGUCAAGAUACCCGCCGACUUUGGCGUCGAGCAGCUAGAGACCAACGACAAGAUACUGGUGGAGACACGUGCCUAUCCGGAGUUGCUCGAUCAACAGCGGGAAACAUACACGCCGCUGUGGAUCAUUGUGUUGGCCGUGCUCGGAGGACUUGUGUUGCUCGCUCUCUUCACGUACGCGAUGUGGAAGUGCGGCUUCUUCAAGCGCAAACGUCCCACGGAUCCCACGCUCAGUGGCAAUUUGGAGAAGAUGAACGAGGAGAAACCCUUCUUGGCGGCAAAGAGCAGCCACAAUGUUUUCUAACAAGAGGGUACCGUCGGCUGGGAUUUGGUGCGACGCAGCAGGAAGCGCAACAGGCUCCGGCAACUGCUGUUGCUCCAUCAGCAGCCACAUGAUUAUCGGCGUCAUCAACAUCAUCGUCGCCACAACAACAAUAACAACAAUAGCAGCAGCCAGGAUGAAGAUGAACUGGAUUUUGAUGUGCGCGAUUUGACGCCGCCGCCGCCGCCACUGAGCAUCAUCAGCUGGGGCAACGAUGGCUAUUAUCAAGCCAGCGCCGCCUGGUGGGGACACAUGUGAGGAGAGGAGGAAGAGCAACAGCAGCACCUCUAGCUGGAGCAGACACAGUUUCUGGUUGUGGGACUUUCAAUGUGCCAUUCAUGUUUACUUAAGUUGGACAUAUCGAUGGGCGUCCCUAACACUGAUCGCCUAUUCAUAUAUACAUCAGCUAACGAGAUCCGCUGACAACAUCGUCCGUUUAACUCUUAAACACCUAGUUUUAUGUACCUAGAUUUUAUUUAUUGAGGGGCUACGACCAAAAGUCAUCUCAUUGCAAACAAAAUCACACAAUCGCAAGUGGAGGACCAACUCGAACUCCGAAUUGGGAGAAUUGUGUGUGUUGCCCUCUCACUUGCACUGCCGCAGUGUGAGCGAGACAGACGCAUUUCGAAUACCUUUCUCCCCUUUUCUUCUUUUUUUUUUAAAACAUUUGGAAAUGCCAAAAAAAACAAUGUACAUAUGAAUUGAAAUCUUUACCAAGUUGUGUCAUCUAUUUUUUUUAGAGAAAUGCGAGCCCUCAGUUUGUAUCAUAUUUUUGUUAUUUAUGUAAAUCACAAGACGAGAUCUAUACUAUAAUAUGAUGUAUAUGUACAUGUCGAAAGUGUGUGUGUGUGUUUUAACGAGCUUGAUUCCGAAUUAUUUAAUAUGUAAACUUAUAUUAACUGUAAUUCUAUUUGUAAUUUAAAUUACGCGUAAUUAAGUUUAGAAACGCUCGAAGCUUACACAAUUUUAAAUAGUACUUCACUGCCACUAACGUAUAUAUAUAUUCGUAUAUAUAUUCUUACAGUUAAAUUCGAAAUCAUUCUGUCGAAAAUGAGGCAAUAGGGAUUUUCAAAUAACUCCAAAUUCGAACGGAAAGUAUUAACACAUCUUUCACCCAAUACCUUAUAAUAAUAACUAUGAAUAGAGAUAUCCAACAGAUAAACAAGUAUAUAGUGCAAUGCUUCGAUUCUAUCUAAUUUUUUUUCUAAUUUUAAUCUUUAACUUAUAAUAUACAAAAAAAAACAAAGAAAA
Messenger RNA from Drosophila nasuta, 5444 nucleotides. It is a transcript of the gene mew, whose product is annotated as multiple edematous wings. The transcript has 9 exons. Bases 690 to 4175 code for a protein of 1161 amino acids. Gene Ontology annotation, cellular component: integrin complex; external side of plasma membrane. NCBI's taxonomy places the organism in Eukaryota, Metazoa, Arthropoda, Insecta, Diptera, Drosophilidae. Gene Ontology annotation, biological process: cell-matrix adhesion; cell adhesion mediated by integrin; cell-cell adhesion. The record is from RefSeq and is a predicted model, not a curated record. Gene Ontology annotation, molecular function: integrin binding.